UGCACUCUCUGAAGAUAGCAAUUGUGUUGUUUCUUUUUUCCUUGAAAUUUCAUUCAUUUAUUUAUUUUGUUAAUUUCUUCUUCCUCGUCUUCUUAUAUCUACUACUGAUAAUGCAAUCAUAUUGGUGCAUGUCAUAAUCUCAACGAAGGGCUUCUUCUGUGCCAGAAACAAUGUUUGUACCCAUCCUGUAUGUAGAUGAUUAUGCUUGAAGGUGCAAAGGCAACAACAGAAACUGUAGAUGCUCUGAGGACAGGAGCAUCAGCAAUGAAGUCUAUCCAGAUCUCUUUGUAUCAAGACCCAGUAUGCAUGAUGAUUGUUUUCUUGAAGGAGCUGUGGCUAGAUGUAAAGGACUCAAAUUUAUUUCAGAAACAGAUUCAUUUCCAACAGCUGAUAAGCUAUUCCGAAAUAAAAUUUGGGUUGGAACAGUCGAAGGUCUUCCUGUCUAUUUCAUUGAGCCUCAUCAUCUGGCUAAAUUCUUCUGGAGAGGACAGUUUAAUGGAGAGAAUGAUGAUUUCAAGUGUUUUUCAUUCUUUAGUCGUGCAGCACUUGAAUUGCUUCUUCGAGCUAGCAAGAAACCAGAUAUAAUCCAUCGCCAUGAUCGGCAGACAGCAUUUGUUGUAUGCACUGGCAACAGUUAGAAUUUCACUAGUUCCUUUUCAUAAAUAAUUUCUGAUGUUUUUUCCCCCCUCUAAUAAGUAAACUUGGCUUCUCAGGCACCACUCUAUUGGGAUUUGUAUGCUCCUAGAGGUUUGAAUACGGCUAGGAUUUGCUUUACAUGCCACAAUUUUGAGUAUCAGGGGACAACACCUGCUUCAGAGUUGGCACCCUGUGGCAUUGAUGUUCACCAGCUGAGUAGACAUGAUAGGAUGCAGGAAAAUGCAUCACAUGAUAGAGUCAAUCCAAUUAAGGUAAUUGAUUUCAAUGGUUCAUUUGAAUUAAGAAAAAGGCAUCAAGGUGAGAUGUGUUUUACAUGUUCCCAUUCUUUAGGGAGGUUUGAUUGGAUUACUGCGUGGGAUAGAGAAAUUUGAUUCUUCAAAAGGGUACAAAAUAUCAACUUAUGUAUAUUGGUGGAUUCGUCAGGUUUCCAUCUCCUUUUAUUGUCAAAUGAUCCAGCAACUGAAGUAUAGAAGCCUCAGAAGAACCAGCUCCUACUACCAACAUCACCCAGCCAACUAGUACAGAAGAUAGACUCUGUUGCAAGUUCUAUUAUCAAUAUUAUUUCCACUCUUUAAGUUCUGAACAUAAAGAACAUCAUUGUUGUUAUUUGCUGCAAAUUUAUUUAUUUAUUUAUUAUAUAUUUGUGGUUCUUUUUUU
This is a messenger RNA of Magnolia sinica, 1314 nucleotides long. RefSeq lists its product as uncharacterized. The coding region runs from base 196 to 585 and encodes 129 amino acids. The record is from RefSeq and is a predicted model, not a curated record. NCBI's taxonomy places the organism in Eukaryota, Viridiplantae, Streptophyta, Magnoliopsida, Magnoliales, Magnoliaceae. The transcript is spliced from 6 exons.